This is a messenger RNA of Fibroporia radiculosa, 618 nucleotides long. RefSeq lists its product as uncharacterized. NCBI's taxonomy places the organism in Eukaryota, Fungi, Basidiomycota, Agaricomycetes, Polyporales, Fibroporiaceae. The record is from RefSeq and is a predicted model, not a curated record. The transcript has 5 exons. Bases 1 to 618 code for a protein of 205 amino acids.
AUGUCUGACAACGUCGGAAAAUGGGCAGUGGGAACGCAUUACGGCCCUGUGCUUACCCAGUCGGACUUGUAUCUCUUGGAGAAUGUUGACCUCGAGCUCCACCCCGUCCUUGCUAGCACAGAUGGUUCAUUCCAACUCAUCUUCAACAUCGCAACAGGGCAAACAUCCGGUUACAAUGCCGACAAUCGCGACCACGACCUCCCGUUCACGGCCAAGGACGAGCCUGCCACUCUUCCACGAGUCGAUCAACUUAUUAUCAUCACAGACAUGAGUCCAUGGUGUACCGUCGUCAAGAAUCCCGCGGGUGUUACUCUAAAUGACAUAUGCUCGACUUUGUGGAGAGAAUAUACAGAUAACACUGUGACCGACAAGGAGCUCGAGGUACUCCAGCCCCGUAUUCAAGACCAGAUCAAGCGUUUUGCGGCAGGAACUGCUAGCUCGGCGUGGCAACAAUAUUAUUCCCCUUCACCCAAUACCGCAUCUCGAGUGAAAAGAUGCGACUGGCUACGUGAUCGACAAUUCUUCGAGAAAUUGUCGAGGAGAGAUAAUUAUGCAAAGCAGCGACUCGGAUACUCUGCAGCCAACAUCUUCGUCAUGACGCUCAGCCAAUAUUAUUGA